UGACACUGCAUACCUAUACUAAAAAUAAAAAAUAAAUUCAUGAAACAUGUUAAAGCAUCCAGAAUUAUAGCCACGUUAAUAACGUUUGUAAAAACCCAAACCGUUUGAAAAUCGGUAGAAAAUUGAGCAAGUUAUGGUCAUUUAAAAGUACCUGCACCAUUAAACUCAAUGCUACGAGUGAGCGAGCGCCCUGUCGUAAGAUGGCCGCCAUGUGAUGCCGUUAGGGACUCCGCCUUGAGCCAUCUAGCCUUUAUAUACAUAUCUAUGGUGUUGAUAUCACACCGAGCUCCCGGCACAUCGCGUUUGUUGUUUAUAUCACACGCAUGCGCGCACGUCUCACAAGAUUUUCCUUAUAUCAAUAACCUCGCGUGUGAUUGGAGGAGCCCGACAGGCUUCUCGCCUUCGUCCAAUCGCGUGCGAUGUCAUGGCCACGGCUCACACAGCAGUGUAAAGACGAGCGUAACAGACGUUUGGUUUGGUGUUUGUAACUCUCCAAGAAGAGAAGACGGGUACACAAUCCCAAGAUUGCGGAGGUUGUACGGCGUCUCUGAGGCACACUGCAGGCGCUUUGAACCAGAGCAAAGACUAACGUCGCCUCAUAACGAAGCCGUGACCUCCUAUUUGGUUGGGGCUAUUUUAGCAAGUCCACGUUUAACUGCUGAGAAUGACGACAUUGUUUCUGCCUGUAAGACGUAUUAUGAGUCGGUUCGCCGGAGCUUCAGAUACAAACAACCUGAACUCGCAUCGCGGGCGGAAAAUGCGAAAAGUUUAGCUCGGAGUCGAUCCAGAAGAAAAAGGUUGCUGGAAGCGAGACGAAGUGUGCUGGCUGAGGGUGAGAUGGACAUUUGAAAGUGCGCCACCAUAGAUCUCAUGCCUGAUGAAGACGGCAUUGUUGACGGGGUGUCUGGAUGGAUUGUACGGCCACCGCCCUCUGGCAGCCUGGAACUCUCCGAGCUCUGUGCCACGCUGCAAUUCAGAUUAGAGGCGAUACCAAAGUACAGGGGAACUCACCAUAUAUGCCUGCAAAAGCGACUUUUAUACAACGUUUUUGAGUUUGUUUGUUUUUUCUUUUUCUUUUUUCAACACUUGAUAACUUUGAAAAAGAUUUUUAGGGAUCUUUCCCGAAUGUCUUGGGCACUUUUUGACGUGUUUGGAGGACAACAUAAGAUACAUUAUGCUGCUUUGUACAUAGUUGUGUGUUUCUAAUUAAAGCUCUUUCUUUGAAUAAACAGCUGUGUGUUUAUAAAUAAACCUCUUUGUUUUCUCUUAUAUUUCUUGAUGGUGUGAAUAAUGAAGUACAUAGCACAAUGACAUUAUUAUAUAAAAAAUUAAUAUCACAUAAAUUAUAUAUUUAUUAUUAUUAUUAUUAUUGGGGUUUACAUUUAUAAUGAGCCAGGGUGCCCAAUAACCCCCCUCUUUAGAGUAACGGCCCGACUUGAAUUUACUCACUCGGUAUUGGCUGAAGCCACUUCUUUUAAACAAGAAAAAUCCCUUGUGAUUGGUUUGAAGUGAUCUGCCAACCAUUCACGGGAGAUUUUACUUGUUUAAAAGUAGUGGCUUCAGCCAAUACUGAGUGAGUACAUUCAAGUGGGCAGUUACUCUAGUUUCGCUGCUAUUCACAUGCUAAUUAGACUAGAGACGCUCUACCUGGCCGGCAGAGGUUUCGCUGCUAUUCAUAUGCUAAUUAGAGGCAUCGUACCCCCGCGGGGCUCUCCACCUGCGACAUGGUUCGUUUACGACAAUUUGUGACACAGACGAACGCGACGCUCGCUGCCUGUAAAUUGAGGAAAGCUGCCGAAAAUUAGGGAGAUUUUCGGGAGCCUACAGGCGCUUACGGGGACGAAAAUCCCACUUUU
Misgurnus anguillicaudatus (oriental weatherfish) is the source of this 1856-nucleotide messenger RNA. The record is from RefSeq and is a predicted model, not a curated record. NCBI's taxonomy places the organism in Eukaryota, Metazoa, Chordata, Actinopteri, Cypriniformes, Cobitidae.